GAGGGGGUGGAAGAGGAGGCGGAGAGGAGGGAGGUGCUUGGUGGUGAUGAGAGGAUGUCGAGUGAUCCAGGCCGGGGUGGCGCGGUUGCCGCUGAAGAGUUGGUUGUCGGUCAGUACUCUGAGCAUGAUGACGCGGACGAUGAAGGCGAUGGCUCCCAUACCCAUGUGGAAGAGGGGUCAAGCGGGUAUAAAGAGUAUGAGAUUUCUCAGGAAGAUGGUGCUGCCCAUGGGACUUGGGAGCCUCGGUGGGAUGAUGAUCCCCGCGUGAUUGCGGUCGACCACAAUGUGCUCCACGAGGAGGAAUAUGUCCGCGACCAUGAGAUCUCCCGGGGACAUGACGGCGAUAGGCAAGCUGGUGAAGAUGUUGUGAGCACAAAGCGAAGCGAGGAAGAGGAGGGAAGUGGAAUAUGUAAGGAGGAACGGAAAGGGAGCGGAGAAUGGCGUGUAACCUGGGGCUCAUUGGUGCAGGAAAUAGAGGAGGAUGAAGGAGACACCCUCCCGCCGGGCAGAGUCAUGCUUAUGGAGCGGCUGUGCGAUCUGGUGCAGAGGUUAUCUUCGGUGAGGGUGGGCGGCGGAAUGGAGGCGGACGUCAUUGAGGUCCUGAAUGCCAAGGUUGACGAAAUGGAGGACCUCCUGGUGCUGGCUGAAGAAUCAGCCGAGGCUGAAGCCACGGCAGACGUUGAGGAACAUGCGGAGACUGAAGAAGAAGCGGCGGAAACCGAGGCGGAAGCGGAAGCCGAGGCGGAAGCGGAACGAGCAUCAGAAACCGGUGCUCAACCGGCCGGGGCACGUCAUGAAGGGGACGAAGCAGGGACGGAGGUGGAAGCAGAGUUGCAAGAGGUUCAGGUCGGGCCUGGGGAUAAAGAAGGCAGCAAAUGGGACAGCGGUCGAUCAUCCGCCAUCCUCUCGGUCCCAUUGUCACAGGUGGACUACCAAGACGUUCGCGACCUUGCCAGCCCCCGCCCAUGGUUCGCCGCCGCCUUCCAAUUCUCGGACUUGGAGAUCUCGCCGACUCAGUCGCAACCGGAGCUCGCAGCGGCCACCAACGAGGCCCUUGAGGCAGCCAAGCGGGCGGCCCAAGCCCAAGCUGAGAUGGCAGAGCGGGUGGCGACCGAAGCAGAGAAGCUAAACCUCGAGUUGGCCCAGGUGGUCGCGAAGCUGCAAGCUCGAAAGGAGGAAUCCGACCACCUCCACUCCCUCCUGAUCGACCGCGCCGAGGCGGCAGCCACCCGCAUUCUCGACCUGGAGAAGGAGGUUUGCGACCUCGAGGACGACAUCCUCGCCAACGAGUCAGAGCUGCGGCACCUGCGGCUCAAGAUUCGGGCGGUCGAGACGCUGUGCUGUGAGUUUGUGCAUCCGGACGCUGACCCGGAGCUGUUCCGGAGCAUCGAGAAUUGGAAGGCCGACUGGAUGCUGGUGCGGGACCGGAUGCUGGAGCGGAAGAAGGACCGCAAGGAGCGGCGGCUGAGACUGCACCGGGCCGGGUGCGUCAUCAGUUUGCUGGAGGAGCGCGAGGAGGAGUCGACCCUGGGAUCGAUGUCGGUGUCGCUGCUGGGCCUGGGGAGGAGCCCCAAGAAGGCUUACUGAUUGAUCACGAUGCAUGUCUGUCCGGAGUUGGGCCCUGGAAUUUGGUUUUUAAUGUUGUUGGGCGUUUGCAUUUCCGUCUUGGUGCCGGUUGCAUUGUCUCUCGCUUCGUUGAUACCCAGUGAGACUGGCAUGGCUGCAUGGCUGCAUGGCAAGCAAUGGCGUUGCGAACGGCGGUUCGUUGGACGAGGUGGGAUUGUACAGAGUUGGCAGAACGUCGUUAGUCUUAUAGAUUUAGGUGGACCUCGUC
Molecule: messenger RNA, 1834 nt
Organism: Parathielavia appendiculata
Lineage: Eukaryota; Fungi; Ascomycota; Sordariomycetes; Sordariales; Chaetomiaceae
Exons: 2
Coding region: 55-1587 (510 amino acids)
Source: RefSeq, a predicted model, not a curated record